AUGCAGGGAAGGUCACCAUUUCAGUCUGUAGAGCCGGGUCAGUCAAACGAAACGAGCGGUGACGAGCAGACUCGCCAGCGGGUGACAAAUGACAGUGGCUCAACAGAUCAGAAGCAAAAGUUUGACAAGUCAGGUCGUCCAAUCAACCCAGAGACUGAGGUUCUGAAGCGCAGGCUCAGGCAUGCCCAGAAUGAUGUCCUCGCAGUUGUAGGCCUAUGCCAUAGGAUCGAAGACGGCAAAGUUUUGGCAACGAAAAAAUCUCUCGAUGAAGAGCAAUUAGCCUCCAUUGAUUCGGAAAAUCAUUUAGGAGCUGACCUCGAUAAUCUUUCUUAUGCUGCUCUCUAUCUGCUUCAACCAUGGACCUUGGGGCUCAGACAGCGUCUACAAGUGAAGACCUCGAUAGAAUUUGUUGUUAACAAGUAUACUAACUCCUCUCAGGCUUUCUUUCCCACUUAUGGUCUUCCGCUAACGCGAAUCAUUGCCUCCGACUGGACAACACUCAGGCCCAUAUCUUUCCUUACUGCGGGUGCCGUUUUAAGCUGUGUCUCGUCUCUCUACCCAUGGCUCGAAUACCACUACUUUUACAGCCCGAUGAUUGAUGUGGUCGACAAAUUCGUUGAAUUACUUCCCGAUCGUUUGCAAGGUGGUCAGUAUCCGUUUGAUACCAGCAAUGUUAUUUACACCGUGAUCCGCCCGGUCAUGUGGGAGAAGUUGGAGGAGUACUUCAUAGCGGCUCUUCCCAGACCUACGAAUCCGGAGCGUUAUUCUAUGUUAGGUUACAGUUAUGGACCCGUAAGUACAUUGAUUCCGACCUCAGUAUGGAGCCAUCGCUUGAUUCCAUGGACAAAUCAUGGUGCUUUAGAUGUGCUGGCUCAAGACCUACAAAGCAUCGGAAGAGGCUGGCAGACUUUUUACGAUCGCUGUGUAGACGCCCAUGCAAACGUCUCGAGCUGGCUUUUUCGCCCUGGCAAAGCUGAGUUCCCCACAGCACCGCAGUGCUCACGCAGUCCAAGCCCAAGUACCCCACGUGAUCUGCCAGAUGACCUACGAGAGGCAAUGGAAUUCACAGAGGCCUCGCCGGACGGUGUCGUCAUCAUUCCUCAACCGUCGGGAGAUACUCCGCCUGUCAUUCUCGAAAUGCCCCCCAAUCUGCAGGACCUAUGGAUACCAACAUCCGAGAACCAACAGCAGGAGAACCCUAUCAAUCAACGCAGUCAUCUUCAGUCUCCCUCGCCCUUAUCACCUCGAAUGCCAUUAGGACCACAUUUGCCAGAGUCAUCCUCGCCAUCCCGCCAAGGCAUAUUCACAGAACAAAUAUCUGAAGCCACACAAGCUUCCACGCCAAACUCUUCUUCAAGUACGAGCACCGAUACUGACUUGGUUGACUCCAUUGACGCUUCGGAUUCUCAAAGUACCGCGUCCGGAAAUAGGGGCCCGGCAAUCCAUGCCAGCAGUGCCCGCAUCUUCGAGAACCCCGCACCUCACCGACGCGAAGGGUAUCCUGUAAUAUACUCAAGUCAGCAUCAUCAACAUUUCGACGCUCCGUCAGGUCCUCCACAUCGUAUCACGAUGCUCAGUUCAUUCUCAAGCUCGUUCCUAGCGAGUCAGCUUGCCACCCACUUCACCACCUUACUUCUCUUACCCCUAGAGGCGCUCUUUGUGCGAAGCGUGGCAGUCGCUUUCUAUGCAAGCCCUGGCUUGCCCUGGGCGGGAACGAUAGGUCGACCAAUGUUAUAUACGCAGGGAGCGUGGUUUGGAGUUGGUCUGAGAGGCGGUGGUUGGAGAGCUGUCAGGGAUUAUGGUGGAAAGAUGUUCCUCGUAUGGGGACUGCAGGUGGGCACGUCUCUGGCAUUAUGGGAAUUCUCAUCGCAUCUUGCUUGGUGGGCUGGAGUAAGAUGGUAUGAGUGGGGCAAUCAUUGA
Molecule: messenger RNA, 1920 nt
Organism: Bacidia gigantensis
Lineage: Eukaryota; Fungi; Ascomycota; Lecanoromycetes; Lecanorales; Ramalinaceae
Exons: 2
Coding region: 1-1920 (639 amino acids)
Source: RefSeq, a predicted model, not a curated record